This is a messenger RNA of Aegilops tauschii subsp. strangulata, 429 nucleotides long. Lineage: Eukaryota; Viridiplantae; Streptophyta; Magnoliopsida; Poales; Poaceae. The record is from RefSeq and is a predicted model, not a curated record.
AUGGGUGUUACAGCGGCAGUGGGGGUGAGUCGCGGCAGCAGAGAGCGGAGCCGGCGCGACCACGGCGCGGCGGGGCAGAGGCUGGCGGCGUGGCUAGGAGGCGCAGGCGAGGCAGCGGGACGCGGGGAGGCGGCGAGCGCGGCGGCGGAGCGAGGCGGCUGCGGCGAGCGGCAGCAGGGCACAGAGUGGUGCGGAGCGACGCGGCGCGUGCUCGCGCGGCGAGGCAGGGCGAGGCCAAGAGGGCACGGGCCGCGCGCGCAGAGCGGCCAGGGCGCGGCCGGAGCCGGUCGAAGGCAGGCGCGGGCGGAGGCGUCGGGGGCGCACGCUGGAGCAGCCGCAAGCAGCGGCGGCCGGGGCUGCAGACGACGCGGGAGCCCGGGGCGGAGGCGACUCGGUGAUGCGGGCGUGUGUGGCCUGGGACACGCAUGA